Molecule: messenger RNA, 2188 nt
Organism: Macrobrachium nipponense
Lineage: Eukaryota; Metazoa; Arthropoda; Malacostraca; Decapoda; Palaemonidae
Product: putative G-protein coupled receptor F59B2.13
Exons: 4
Coding region: 495-1631 (378 amino acids)
Biological process (GO): G protein-coupled receptor signaling pathway
Cellular component (GO): membrane
Molecular function (GO): G protein-coupled receptor activity
Source: RefSeq, a predicted model, not a curated record
GAGAGAGAGAGAGAGAGGGAAUCAUCUCUUUGGUUAUAUUAAGUAGUAGCCAUUCACGCCUCGUCUAGUGGUCCCGUUUCUUUUCUCCCCGUAUUCCCUCAUCGUUUCUUUAAUUUACUCUUCUGUUCCAUUAUUUUGAUGAUUGACCUGAAUACUCUUGAAUGUAACGAGAUCCGCUCUUUGUCAUAAACCGCUUGACAAACGAACAAAUAGGUUAACUUAGAAGAAAUGAAAUGAUCAACAUUGUGGAAAAAAACUAUGGCUUUGAAAACAAAUGGUGAUAGUGCAUCAAAGUGAUAUUGUAUCAAAGUGAUCUUGCAUCAGAGUGAUAUUGCAUCCAUACAUUGUGAAAGUGAUGUGGACUUGAGCAACAGUGGGAAUAACUGUCAUCAAAAAUAAAAACUUUCCAAUAUGUCUAAAAUGUGUUUGGGAGUUCUGAUGGAUUUCGAAACUGGAUAAGCAUCGACGUCUGAGCGAGCGAGAGAAAAUUCAAAAUGAGGACAGAGUGCAGGAUGGGCUCUGUCAACGCCAGCUCCGAGUGUCAGAAGAUCUGCAAACACGAGGAGCUGCACGAAAUCUACUCAGUGGUUUUUGAAGUGGUCUUUCCCGUCCUGAUUGUCCUCGGCAUCAUUUCGAACGUCGUCAAUCUGAUCGUCCUGACGAGACCUCGGAUGAUGAACAAGAUUUACAGGUGGCUGCGUACAUUGGCUGUUGUUGAUAUAUGCCUGUGCGUUUUGACGACGCCCGUGUGCAUGGCCAACAGCGGGCACACGCCCUCAGGGUUCGUCUUGGCCAAGUACUACUCCAUGUUUGGUUGGUCUCUCAGCAUCGGUUCGCAGAUCGUCAGCUUCUACCUCAUGGUGUGGUUUGCCUACGACAGGUAUCUAGCCGUGUGCUGCCACGAGAGGUACCCCAAGAGCCUGCGCUACGAGAAAUUCAGAGGACGUGUCAUCUUCACCAUCACGUUUGUCGUUGUCCUCUACGCCCCGACGAUGUUCGUCGGAUUAGUUUGCCCAGUUGACGAUGGUUGGAUGCCUCUGGAUGGCUACAGGAAUAUAGAAGAGGGCUGGUAUAAGGCCUACUUUUGGAUCAGGGAAAUAUUCUCCCGCCUGGUGCCAGCAGGUUUCAUGACGAUCUUUAACAUUAAAAUCGCCCUCAGACUGAAGCACCUCCGAAGCAUAAGGGACGGCUUUGCCAACGGAGUCCCCCCUUCGAGGCGAGACAAAGAACGGAAGCUGGUUGUCUUGCUGUUCUGGGUGACUGCCUUCUUCUACAUCUACAACACGCCAGUCGCCGUCUACUACUUGGUGUUCCUUAACCACGGCCUACUGCCGCCCGAUCGGGAGGACGAGGUCCUCACCUUCGGAGUCAUUAGCAACCUGAUCCAGAUGAUUGGGAACGUCUCCAACUUCACCGUGUACUUCCUCAUCAACCCGGAAUACCGAAAGACGCUCAAAGGCCUCUGCUGUCGCUCGCCCUCCAAGGCGGACGGUCUCGACGCCUCCGAAGUGAGCCAGAGUUACAAAGGGCAGCAGCAGGCGUCUCACAACAACACGCUGAGGUCACUGACUUACGGCAAUUCAGUCAAUGACAUCCCUAACUCUGGCGUUCAGGUUGCUCCUAAGGAAUGACAACGAAGUGACGAAACGAUUUGCUUUCUGAGCUGUCAGUGACACGAUUAACCCACACGGAAAAUACUUCGUCUUCAAAUAGUAGUUGUUUUUCAAUGACUCACAGAACUGUCCCAGGUACCUGGGAAAGGUACAGAUUUCCAGGUACUGGAAAGUCACUUUUGGUAGUGCAGACAUCCAAAUUUAGUGCUAUCCUCCUGAAUGCUGAAAAUCGUUUAAUAAACUGAAAUCAGCAGUACUUGUAUUAAACUCAUAAUUUAUAAUUAAAAUGAGUCGAUAAAUAAUAAACACAAUGAAGUUAAGUGUCCUAAAUAAGAAAUAGAAGUAAUAAUUCAACAGGCACAGAAUGAAGAAAUCGUUGCAAUUCGAGUCCUAAUAUCCAUAAUGUCAUGAAAAUAAGACAUAUUACAGUUCUUCUAAAUUAUAUAUGUAUUUAGUUUUGAAACUUUGAUAAGAAUAUUUGAAAACUUAUUUUGAUCCUAUUUUUAAGAGUUUAAGCUAAAUAGAUCCUAGAAAACGGUCUCUUUCUAAAACAAAUAUACGUAUUCCUUAUGUAA